AUGGAUCACGGGCUUGUCCCUAAAAUUUUACGAGUACCCGGGAAUGCGAUUGUGACCAUGGUAUCGGUGGAACCAAAUGACAUGUUUCCACAUUCCGGGAUUUCAGGGAAGAUUAUUAAAUAUGAUCUUAAUCGGAUUUCAUUUUUCGAUUGUAAAGACCAAAUCGAUCUAUCAUCUGGAGAAACAUAUUAUUUCGUUUCUCAGAACUACCCACUCUCGCCCACCUCCGAAAUUUCACAAUGCGUCAUAAAAUUUUUAACAUCUGGAAACCGUCAAGGCGUCCGUUUUGCAGUUUAUGACUUCUAUCUCAACCAACUCCAACAUGACUCGUUUUUCAUUUUGGGGAAGAACGGGCAUAAUAUUUCUAUUGAGGGUUUUGCCACCGAAGAUGAGCCUGUUGCGUAUUAUUUUGAAAACGAAGCCGAUGUGACGUUUUCUAUAUCUCAUCAAGAUCACUCAUUUACACAGAAACGAUUUUACAUACUGGUCAAUUCCUAUGAACUUUUACCAAAUAAUCAAUGCGACAAUACAGGAAAAAUAGAUAUUGCUCUGGGACAAACCAUAACAUUUGGGACACGACAAUUCGGGUCGAAUGCAUAUGAAAAUAAUCUUAAUUGCGGGUUUGAUUACACACGAACUGCAACCAGUAAUAGUCUUUUUGCACUGGCAAUUGAAUAUGAAACUGAAAAAUGUUGUGACACAAUGUCUAUAGACGGUUUGACGGACGAUCAGCAAAUCUACCAAGGCUUUCAAUAUUCCAGUUUGUAUUUUACUAAAAGUGAACAAUUGAGUUUUCUAUUUUCAUCUGAUCCCCUGGUUGGUGGCACCGGAUUUAAAGCUUCUUUAGAACAUAUCGAUUGCACAUGCUCUGCUGGUUUGGUAUUAGUGAAAAACAAUGUUUUAACCUCUCCUGGAUACUCAAACUCGAUUUCAUAUUGCCCAGAUUUAUUUUGCACCCCAAAAAUAGACUUUCAAGAUGAUUUAUACGAUUUGCAAAUGGUGUUCACAGAUGUGAAUUUAAGAAGUUACAGUUUAAACAACGAUACAGAUUCCUUGACAGUAUUCGAUGCUUACGAUCAUACUGUUGUGCAAAUGGCACCAUCAUAUUUUGGGUUUAUGACUUUUUGGGCUACAGUAUCUCCUGUGAGAGUCCAGUUUGUUUCAAAAGUUUUAACCGCAUUUCCACUGAAUAUGAUUGGGAGAGGGUACUCUAUGAACUUGAAUCUGGUUAAAAAACACAUCGUUUCCGAGAAGAUCACGUUCACUGAUACUAACUUCUUCAAAGAUAUCUCAAAAUUAGAUUUGAGUAGCAAUGAUACGUUUGAAUUUGUGGUUACUGGUAGGGCUGAAACACAGAUUUUUGUCUACUUUUUCACAAAGACCACAAAUCAGGUGUUCAUUGACAUAUUCGAUGGCGACUCGAUGGACGCGGCACGUAUUGAUAACAAAGCCUUGUACUCUAAUGUUUUGGAAAACGGACCGUCGAUGACGUUGAGCACCAGUUCCAAUAAAGCGGUUAUUCAUAUCCGUGGAAACCCAGCAUUUGUUGGGACAAACACAGAUUUCCAGGCGAUGAUCACAGAUUUGAAACCGGAAGAAAGUUGUGGACCAUUAGUUUAUAGUAUGAGGAAUGCCAAGGAACAAUACAAACAUAUUCCAUUACAAGGAACAAACUGCUAUAAAAUUCUUCACUUUGCCGACAGCUCCUACACUCCAAGUGCUUUCAUGUCCGUCAAAUUUUCGGAUAAUCUACCUCUGAAUCUAUUUUAUGGUCUUACAACAUCUACGGACUAUCUUUUGGCAAAGUACUCCCAUGAUCCACGUCCUGAAGACCUGUUCACAAAUUAUAUGGUUUUGCAAUACUCAAGCUCCAUAGCGGCAACAGUAGAGUUCUUUUGGGACACUUCUAGUAUUUGCGGCCUGAUUGCUCGAACAAUGCAACCAUCUCAGACAGUAAUGCUUGUUUCUGAUGAUUACGGAAAAUCCAACACGUCACAAACGAUCCAACAGUUCUCAGUGCAGUUGGUAACAUUUUCAUCAAAAAUUCUCCCAACCUUCCAUUUUCAAAAGUUUUCAAUUUUAUCAGGAAGGAGAAUCAAAUGUUCAAACUGGGCUGACGUGUGA
Caenorhabditis briggsae is the source of this 2124-nucleotide messenger RNA. The transcript is spliced from 13 exons. NCBI's taxonomy places the organism in Eukaryota, Metazoa, Nematoda, Chromadorea, Rhabditida, Rhabditidae. The record is from RefSeq and is a predicted model, not a curated record. The coding region runs from base 1 to 2124 and encodes 707 amino acids.